GUUCCGCGCUACACCACAUUGUCUCCUCAUUGCACAAUCAUCACCAGUGGUGUAGAGUCGCAGCAUCCGACCAUGUUUGGACCUCAGGAGAGAAUUGCACAAGACCUCUGGUAAUUUGAUCCAACGCAUACCAUAAUGACUUAUGGCUGCGAUAGAAGACACACAUUUUGAACGAUUUUAAACUUAGUUGUGUAUUUUCCAAAGAUAGGACUUUUUUCAGUUGGUGUGAGGAUGUGUAGGCAUUUGAAAUACUUUUACACCUGAUCCUCGGGAACGACAGUCUCACUGUUGCUAUAGUCCCAUUUAGAGCAAUUGGGUGACUGAACGGGCAACUUCAGAACCAUGGCCAGAUCCAGACAUUUCCCAGGCGAACAUGCGUAAAGUUAAUAGUAGGACUCGUCCUUCUCAUUGGAGUUCCCCUUGCUGACAGCCCAAAGGGGUGAUUUAGAACAGCCACACUACCAUUAGUUCAAUCCAUUUUUUUGUUACUUUCUUCGGAGAGAAAUACUUUUAACGCGGGAGCGUGCAGCUCUCGACCGAGGAGGACCUGUAAGCUGUCGAGUGGAAAUCAGGAAGGUUCAAACAAUUCUACACCUGGGAGCAGACACGCAGGGACUUCAAGCUUAGAACCCUAGAGUCCUCCACCCCCUUCUUCUUCUUCCUCUUCUUCUUCUUCUUCUUCUUCUUCUUCUUCUUCUUCUUCUUCUUUCACUUCUUCUUCUCUUUGGGGUCGAGGCCCGUUAGCUGCGGCCGCAAUGAGGCCCGCAGGCCCGAGCCCCCGGCCGGCCCACCACCUGCCCCUCCUCCUGCUGCUCCUGCUGCAGCUCCUGGCCCCAGGGGUCCGGCCUAGCGUCCCCCGCCCGGCCGUGGCCGCCAAGCGGGAGAUCAUCCUGGAUGGGGACCUGGUCAUCGGGGGGCUUUUCCCCGUGCACGAGAAGGGGAACCGGACGGAGGACUGCGGCAAGAUCAACGAAGAGCGGGGCAUCCAGCGGCUGGAGGCCAUGCUGCUGGCCCUGGACGAGAUCAACUCCAACACCCGCAUCCUGCCCGGCCUCAAGCUGGGAGCGCACAUCUUGGACACCUGCUCCAAGGACACCUAUGCUCUGGAGCAGUCCCUGGAGUUUGUCAGGGCGUCCCUGACCAAGGCCCACGAGCCCGGGUUCAUCUGCCCCGACGGCUCCAACCCGAUCCAGAAUGAUGUUCCUCUGGCCAUCUCUGGCGUGAUCGGAGGAUCCUACAGCGAUGUUUCCAUUCAGGUGGCCAACCUCCUGCGGCUCUUCCAGAUCCCCCAGAUCAGCUACGCCUCCACCAGCGCCAAGCUCAGCGACAAGUCCCGCUACGACUACUUCGCCCGCACCGUGCCCCCCGACUUCUACCAGGCCAAGGCCAUCGCCGAGAUUCUGCGCUACUUCAACUGGACCUACGUGUCCACCGUGGCGUCGGAGGGCGACUACGGCGAGACGGGCAUCGACGCCUUCCAGCAGGAGGCGCGCGCCCGCCACAUCUGCAUCGCCACCUCGGCCAAGGUCAGCCGCUCCAUGAGCCCCGUGGGCUACGAGAACGUGAUCCGCUCGCUGCAGCAAAAGUCCAACGCCAAGGUGGUGAUCGUGUUCACGCGCAGCGAGGACGCCCGCGAGCUGCUGGCGGCCGCCGCCCGCAUGAACGUGUCCUUCAGCUGGGUGGCCAGCGACGGCUGGGGCGCCCAGGAGAGCGUGGUGCGCGGCAGCGAGGCGGCGGCCGACGGCGCCUUCACCAUCGAGCUGGCGUCCUACCCCAUCCGGGAGUUUGAGGACUACUUCACCAAGCUCAACCCCUACACCAACACCCGCAACCCCUGGUUCAAGGAGUUCUGGGAGCACAAGUUCGGCUGCAGCCUGCAGCAGGCGGGUUGUAGCGAGCGGAGCCUGAGGGACGGCGCCUUCGAGCAGGAGUCCAAGAUCAUGUUCGUGGUGAACGCCGUGUACGCCAUGGCGUACGCGCUGCACAACAUGAGGCAGGCCGUCUGCCCAAACGCCAGCAAGGUGUGCCACGCCAUGAAGCCCGGCAACGGGAGGAAGUUUUACAAGGAGUUCAUCCUGAAGACCAAGUUCGAAGCCCCUUUCAGACCAGCCGACACGGAGAACAUGGUCGGCUUCGACGCCGUCGGCGACAGCAUCGGCCGCUACAACAUCUUCCACUACCACAAGGAAGACGGCAAGUACACCUACAGGAAGGUGGGUUACUGGGCCCAGGUCCUGACCCUGAACAACAGCCUGGUGUCCUGGCGUGGCCUGGUGCCGCCCACCUCCCAGUGCAGCGACCCCUGCAGGAAGAACGAGGUGAAGAGCAUGCAGCCCGGGGAGGUGUGCUGCUGGCUCUGCAUCCCCUGCCAGGCCUACCAGUACCUCCGCGACGAGUUCACCUGCGCCGACUGCAGCUUCGGCCAGUGGCCCCUGGACAACCUGAGCGGCUGCUACGACCUGCCCGAGGAGUACAUCCGCUGGGAGGACGCCUGGGCCAUCGGCCCCGUCUCCAUCUCCUGCCUGGGCAUCAUCUGCACCCUGUGCGUGGUGGGCCUGUUCUUCAAGAACAACGAGACCCCCGUGGUGAAGGCCAGCGGGCGGGAGCUGUCCUACAUCCUGCUGCUGGGGGUGCUGAUGUGCUACAGCAUGACCUUCAUCUACAUCGGCAAGCCGUCCACCGCCGUGUGCACGCUGCGCCGCCUGGGCCUGGGCACCUCCUUCGCCGUGUGCUACUCGGCGCUGCUCACCAAGACCAACCGCAUCGCCCGCAUCUUCAGCGGCGUGAAGGACGGCGCGCAGCGGCCGCGGUUCAUCAGCCCCGCCUCCCAGGUGGCCAUCUGCGGGGGCCUGAUCUCCUGCCAGCUGCUGGUGGUGGUGGUGUGGCUGCUGGUGGAGACGCCGGGCGUGAGGAAGGAGGUGAGCCCCGAGAGGCGGAACGUGGUCACCCUCAAGUGCAACAGCAGGGACUCCAGCAUGCUGCUGUCGCUCACCUACAACUGCAUCCUCAUCAUCCUGUGCACCGUCUACGCCUUCAAGACCCGCAAGUGUCCGGAGAACUUCAACGAGGCCAAGUUCAUCGGCUUCACCAUGUACACCACCUGCAUCAUCUGGCUGGCCUUCCAGCCCAUCUUCUACGUCACGGCCAGCGACUACAGGGUGCAGACCACCACCAUGUGCAUCUCGGUCAGCCUGAGCGGCUCAGUGGUGCUGGGCUGCCUCUUCGCCCCCAAGGUGCACAUCAUCCUCUUCCAGCCCCAGAAGAACGUCACCUCGCUCCGAGUCGCCGCCAACCGCUUCAGCGCCACCGUGUCCGCGUCCGCCACCGCCUCCGCCAGCGCCUCCGCCCCGGGCUCCAGCUACUCCAAAGGUUCAGCCUCCAACUAUGUACCAGCGGUCUGCAACGGUCGAGAAGUAGUGGACUCUACCACGUCCUCUUUGUGAGAGAUCCAUUCCCGUCCUCAACCCCAAGCACAAGAUUUCCUGUUACAUUUUAAUAAUGUCUCUCUAUAAGCCAGGCGACCUAUGAGAGAUAACCCGCAGUCAACGAGGUACAUUCAACCCUUAAGCUUGUCGUGUAGGCCCACGAUGGCGCCAAUGCAUUUUUUAACUGUGAAAGCUUCCUAAAAGAAUGUACAGCAGUGGAAACCGCCCUGUAUAGAUUUAACAUGCCGUGAACUCCUUGGUUUGAAAAUAUAGUUAUAACGGUUGAAUGCAUUGCAACUUGUCGUGAGAAGUUUUGUCCGCUGGCUGGCUGGGAAGCCAUCCUUAUUUAAUACAAAAUGGUCUUUACAUUGUUGUGAAUAGGAUCCAAACGCUAUUAGACAGAUAUGACUAAAAGACUGCUAUUGAACUAAGCUGAGCCAUUCCUUUGGAACAAAAAAAUGUGAGUAACAUCAUUUGUGAAAGUGAUCAACCUAGACAACUAAAUAUAAUGGACAUUGUUUUAAUGUAGCCUGUGUAGAGAUGUCUGUGAAUUUUUGUAAUUUAUGUAAAUAAAAAUGUUUUUCUUUUUAAUAUUAAACCAUAAAUUAUGUUU
This is a messenger RNA of Gadus morhua (Atlantic cod), 4038 nucleotides long. It is a transcript of the gene grm2b, whose product is annotated as glutamate receptor, metabotropic 2b. Gene Ontology annotation, cellular component: membrane. The record is from RefSeq and is a predicted model, not a curated record. The transcript is spliced from 6 exons. Gene Ontology annotation, molecular function: G protein-coupled receptor activity. The coding region runs from base 756 to 3443 and encodes 895 amino acids. Gene Ontology annotation, biological process: G protein-coupled receptor signaling pathway. Lineage: Eukaryota; Metazoa; Chordata; Actinopteri; Gadiformes; Gadidae.